This is a messenger RNA of Corylus avellana, 691 nucleotides long. Its product is annotated as calmodulin. Gene Ontology annotation, cellular component: myosin II complex. The record is from RefSeq and is a predicted model, not a curated record. Gene Ontology annotation, molecular function: calcium ion binding. NCBI's taxonomy places the organism in Eukaryota, Viridiplantae, Streptophyta, Magnoliopsida, Fagales, Betulaceae.
ACGUUGUCUGUUUGUGUGCUCGUGGUUUUGCGUGUGUAGUCAAGAGUGCAAAGCUGAAGUUGCUGAGAUCCAUAGAUAAAAGACCAAACAAGCAUGGGAGAUGCCUUGCCUGAAGAACAGAUUGCUGAGUUUCAAGAAGCUUUUUGUCUCCUUGAUAAGGAUGGAGAUGGCUGCAUCACCAUUGAAGAAUUGGCAACUGCAAUAAAAUCAUUGAAUCAAAAUCCAACAGAGGAAGAAUUGCGAAGCAUGAUCAAAGAAGUGGACGCUGAUGGCAACGGAACCAUAGAGUUUGGGGAGUUCUUGAAUCUAAUGGCGAGGAAAAUGAAGGAAAGUGACGCAGAAAAGGAAUUGAAAGAAGCAUUCAAAGUGUUUGACAAAGACCAAGAUGGUUACAUAUCACCUAAUGAGUUAAGGCAUGUAAUGAUAAAUCUAGGAGAGAGAUUGACAGAUGAAGAGGUGGAUCAAAUGAUAAGAGAAGCUGAUUUGGACGGCGAUGGGCUUGUUAAUUAUGAGGAAUUCGUGAGAAUGAUGUGCAUGGCUGUUUGAUCAAAAUCUCCUCUUAAUUUGCCUUUCUAUUAUUGAAUGUAAUCAAACCAUAGAUUAUUAGAUUAUUUGAUGGCAAGAGCCCGAAAUAUAUACCAAAAUGGAACUAUGGUGCUUAAAUGCUUGGUUCUAAGAUUCUAUUUGAAUG